AUGCUUAUAUAUUUACUCUUUUUUGAAACGUUAAUAACCUUUAUCCAGGAUGGAGAUCUGCUUCGGCUUAGGAGUCCGUUUGGGAGCCCCACAAAGAAUGGCUUAGAUAGACCAUUUUCUGAUGUGACAUCAUAUAAUGUGCCUCAUCGGAGCUUCUUUCCAACGGGGUCUGCUGACAGCUCUGUUCACUCUUUAUCAUCUGGAGGCUUAGACAACAUCAAUAGGCAUGUAAGGGGAAUUCCUAUGGAUGCUUUUCGGGUGAGUUUAUCUAGUGCUGUAAGCUCAUCAAGUCAUGGCUCUGGUCAAGAUGAUGGGGAUGCCCUGGGUGAUGUUUUCAUUUGGGGAGAAGGCACUGGUGAUGGAGUUCUUGGUGGUGGCAUUCAUAGAAUCGGAAGUCAUUCCGGGAUAAAAAUGGAUUCCCUUGUCCCCAAGGCUCUGGAAUCUGCUGUAAUUCUCGAUGUUCAGAAUGUUGCUUGUGGUGGAAGACACGCCGCUCUAGUAACUAAGCAAGGUGAGAUAUACUCUUGGGGGGAGGAGUCAGGAGGCAGGCUAGGACAUGGAGUGGAUUCUGAUGUCUCACAACCGAAGCUCGUUGAUGCUCUUAGUAACAUGAAUGUUGAAUUUGUAGCAUGUGGGGAACAUCAUACAUGUGCUGUGACAUUGUCAGGAGAUCUUUAUACAUGGGGGGAUGGUACUUACAAUUUUGGACUCCUCGGGCAUGGAAAUGGAGUGAGUCAUUGGAUCCCUAAAAGGGUUAAUGGACCUCUUGAGGGCAUACAUGUUUCGUCCAUAUCAUGUGGACCUUGGCAUACAGCUGUUGUAACCUCCUCGGGACAAUUAUUUACUUUUGGUGAUGGAACAUUUGGUGUUCUUGGUCAUGGAGAUAGAAGAAGUGUCUCAAUACCUAGAGAGGUUGAAUCUUUAAAGGGUUUGCGUACUGUGCGAGCAGCUUGUGGGGUGUGGCACACUGCUGCAGUUGUGGAAGUUAUGGCGGGAAAUUCAAGUUCGAGCAAUAGUUCUUCAGGUAAACUAUUUACAUGGGGAGAUGGUGAUAAAGGCCGGCUUGGACAUGGGGAUAAGGAACCAAGACUUGUGCCUACAUGUGUGGCUGCAUUGGUUGAGGCAAACUUUUGUCAAGUUGCCUGUGGUCAUAGUAUGACAGUUGCUCUUACUACAUCUGGCCAUGUGUACACAAUGGGAAGUACUGUCUAUGGUCAGCUUGGAAAUCCUAUGGCUGACGGGAAGCUUCCUGCAUGUGUUGAAGGGAAGCUUGCAAAUAAUUUUGUGGAAGAGAUUGCUUGUGGUGCGUAUCAUGUUGCAGUUCUAACAUCAAGAACUGAAGUUUACACGUGGGGAAAGGGAGCAAAUGGUCGAUUAGGCCAUGGAGAUACAAAUGACAGGAGUUCUCCUUCACUUGUUGAAGCCCUGAGAGACAAACAAGUCCGAACCAUUGUUUGUGGAUCAAAUUUUACUGCAGGCAUAUGUAUCCAUAAGUGGGCAUCCGGGGUAGACCAGUCAAUUUGCUCAGGCUGCCGUCUGCCAUUUAAUUUUAAGAGGAAGCGCCACAAUUGCUACAACUGUGCCCUUCUAUUUUGUCAUUCCUGUAGUAGUAAGAAGUCUCUUAAGGCGUCCAUGGCACCAAAUCCCAACAAACCACAUCGUGUAUGUGAUAAUUGCUUUAACAAACUGAGGAAAGCCAUGGAAGUUGAACCAUCAUCUCAAAUUGCAGCUAUUCGGAAAACAAAUGUGUAUCAAGGAGAACUUGUUGAGAAGGAAGAGAAAGAUCCCAAGCUUCAGGUCCAAGCAUCUAAGUUUUCUUCUGUGGAUUCUUUCAAGCAGAUGGAAGUCAGAUCUUCAAAGAAGAACAAGAAGUUAGAGUUCAGUAACAGUCGUGUAUCUCAUAUUGCAAAUGGAAGCUACCAUUGGACCAAUGUUUCAAAAACAUUCAAUCCUGUCUUUGGAUCUUCAAAAAAGUUCUUCUCAGCAUCUGUUCCUGGAUCAAGGAUUGUAUCUCGUGCAACAUCCCCCAUAUCAAGACGUUCCAGUCCUCCUCGCUCAACAACACCGACACCAACCCUGUCUGGACUUACUUCCCCAAGAUUUGGGGUAGAUGAUGCCAAAACGACAAAUGACAACUUGAGCCAAGAAGUUCUCAAGUUAAGAUCCCAGGUACACAUUCAUUAUACAUUGUUUGCUAACAACUUACAGUCUUAAAUGUAAAUGAAGCAUACGAAUCACCUCCGCAGCUAUCUCUUGUUGGUAUCUCAUCUCUGGAGAACGUUUUUACUAAUAUAUUUUUUUUGUUCCUUUUUAUGGGAAUGAUGGAACUUAAGAGCAAACUUGACGAUCUAGCAUCAACAGUUCAAUUGCCUGUUAACGCCUAGUCUGUGAUAGUUGUCUCAAUCUUUGAGGUUGUUUUUUGGAAUUCGUUAAUCCACUUUUUGCUGUUUCUGGUUUUUUCAUCUUCCACGGGUAUUGCUCAACACCGUGAUCAUCUGGUUCUCUAUCUCAUUGUCGGUGGGGUGCCUUAAAACUGAGGUCGGUAACUUACCUGUUAUCCAUUCUGUAGAUUGAUUUUUCAAUUAGUGAUCAGCUCCAGAUAGUAACUUAAAUGGUGUUUUAGUGAAAUAGGUUGCCUCCCUAGCCAAUUUUUUUAUUACUUGAAAAGAAGCAGAAUUAAAUCCAGGCUGACUGAUUUAGAUCACUCUCAGUGGAGCUAACAAUAGUUUGUAUGCUCUAAAUGGACAUUAUUUGCAAAUCAGAUUAUACUGGGCGAUCCUGAUUCUGUCCCUAGAAGUAGAUUUCAUGAAAAUGUUGGAUCUUAAUUUUUCUGCAUUGGGAUUAUGCCUCUAUAUCGACUCUAAAUUUUGGAUUCUGAGAGUAUCUGUGCGUAUUGCAUUUUGUGGAGCAGCUCAAAUAUGCACCUUUUUUUUCACUUCUAUUAGAAAGUACUGAUACCAUAAGCUCUUAUAAAUAUUCAUUUAUAGACGAAGGCACACUAUUUAUGGAGGGAGAGUGUAUGUUUCUGAUAGGUCCUCAACAUGUAUUACAGAUGUUAGGAGGGGUUGAGGGGAAAAGCUCAAAUUGUAAGGGUUUUUCAACAAUAUUCACACUGGAGGAGAAAACAGAGGGAAUGGAAGGAGAAAGGGGGAACAAGUCAUUUGGGCCUGAGUGGAGAGAGAUAAACCUCUUGAACAGUUAUCAGCCAUCUAGGGUCUCCGUCAAGAAAUCCAAUCUUAUUUUUCCUUUCUUUGUUAUUUUCCUGUUAUUUUCUCGUUAUUUCAACCAGAUUUCUCUCCUGUUCGUCGUCCGGAAUUGGUGUCAGUAUCAGUUUCCUAUCUUUUCAUGUGCUCAAUUUAUAAUGUCAGGUGUUCCAGCCAUGCCUUUGAAAAGUAUAAUACAGAAUUGAAACAUCUCUAGCAACCAUGGUUCCAUCUUGUGCAUGAUUACCGAAUCAUUAUCAUGUGUUAAUGUGAACACAGUUUUUAUUUUUCCACAUCACUCAGGGGCACCCGAAAGACUCGGUAAAACCAAGAUAACGGACAUGUUUAGUUCUUCAAGUCAAAUCAGAGAGGUAGUAUUCAUAUCUGCUAAUGAUGCUGGGAACAGAGCAUGUCCGUUAUCUUGUUUCAUUUUAAGGAUUAAAUUCUCAGGAUCCCAAUAAGGUAGUUUUAUGUAUGUUGGAGAUUGUGCUGACGAGACCUAAACGGAUUUCCCCUAAAACUUGCAUUUUGAAUGUUGCCGAUUCAAAACGCAAAGUUUGUGUAUUCAGAUGAUUUUGAUAUCAUUUUUAUAGGACUAAGAUGAGCGCCUGAAUCUUUUCUCUUGCCUACAGUAUGCUUAUUGUCAGAAACAUCUGGAUCACAUCAUGCCGUAGAAAAGAGUCUCAGGAAAUGAUAAAUGCCCAAAGACAUGCACUCCAAAAUGUCCAAAUAAGUGAAAAGUUAGUCUAAAUGUUGCCGCAUCUUCUUUGCACCAGAUUCUCCGUAUUAGGCUAUUUUGGUUGAAUUUUACUUCUUUUCUAGGAGAUCAAUUGGUUUGUUAUUAGGUCCUAUGUUAUGAGGGAUCUAGAACCAAUUUCGUACUAUUUUUUAUCAGCUCACAUCUAUUUUGAUCGUUUUCUCUCAUUAUGGAUUCGAGGAACCCCUUAUAGAUUAUAGCCUUCCCCUUUUUCGAUCCUUGUGGUUUUAAGGACUUUCGUUUUCAUUCCUUGUGCCGUCAAGGCUCGAUAUUCUUCUUUGCUGAGGUCUUCUUGGCUUCCGCAACAUCAUAUUAUGUGUUCAUUUACAGGACACCUAUAACCCUCAAUCUUCAAGUAACAUGAUUUAUUAGUUUUCUAUUUCGUCUUGAUCAUUUUGUGAAAGCAAGAAUGAACGAGAAAUAUUGAUAAUGACGGUUUCGUUUGUGUAGAUAGGACCUCACCCAGUAUGAUUAACAUGUUGGUGGACUCUGUUUGAAGAUGGGUGUGGUAGACAGAAUAAUCAUGCAGAACUCAUUGGAUUUGACUGUAAUCCGGUAGAUUGAUAAGAAUUGGCAAUGAUUUUGACAGAAGUUGGUAGAUUUUUUUUAAUCCCCCGGAUUAAUCUGCUUGGGCUGUCCAUUUUGUUCCAGAUUAGAAUUAAAAUUGGAACCGGCCGACUUAGUCACCGAGCUGAUUUUAAAAAAAUUUCAUUAUAGAAGUGCUAUGACCAUAUUUAUGUCGAAAAUAUGGACGGGUUGAGGAUCUCUUUUUCAGAAGUCCCAACAAAUGAGGAAAAGGGGAAGCUAUGGUCUUGUUUUCGUUGUUUUACUGCUAAAGCAAAUAACAAACGACCUGGUCAAGCUACUGGUGUGAAAAUUUCAUAAUGAACUAUUCUUGUUGCCACUUUUAUUUAUCGGUCAUCUAACGAAAAUUAAUUUGAUUACUUGAACAUAAAUACGAAUAAUAUAGUUUUUGACGACUUAUUUUCUGUAUCUAUGAGGUUUGGGGAAUCUGAAUGUCUGCUGUUUUUAACCGCCAACCACUUAUUGUAGCCAGGAAGCACACCACGGUGCUGCAGAUUCUUAUUCUUAACUCAUUUGACGUAUAAACGUUUCUUAGAAUUAUAAGUUGUUAUUCUUUUUUUUUUAUUUUUGAUUUCUUGUCUAGGUAGAGAGUCUCACUCUUAAAUCUCAGCGUCAAGAAGUUGAGUUGGAGAGAACUGCAAAACAAUUGAAGGCAGCUAUGUCAAUAGCAGAGGAAGAGACUGCAAAAUGCAAAGCUGCGAAGGAAGUUAUCAAGACACUUACCGCACAAGUAAGAAAUGUUUGUUGUCUUGUGGACCUGGUUUUAAGUUUUGGUUUAACCCAUUUUGGUAUUAUGAUGGCAUUGUCGUUGAUGCCUCAAUAUUGGGCUUUUCCUUAUCCUCUUUAGCUUGAAGAACAUCGGACUAGGAUGUCUUUGUGUGUGGUGUCAGAUAUGAGUACAGUUAUUAGGGUUUUCAUUGAACUUUUGCACAUGUCAAGUUUUCUUUCUUUAACCUAAUAUCAUGAAUCCCCCCACAUCUCCUUGAAAUUUUUCCUUCUGAUAGAUAUUUAUUUUUUACCUUGUGUAUUGAUGAUCGUUCUUGAGAUCUGAUUGCUUCUGUCCUGCCAAACAGCAUGAUAGUGCCUCUUACGAUGUUACUUUUUCAAAAGUAGAGAGGGAAUUUGGGGUUCAACGAUUUUGAUAUGAUUGAUAAAUUGUUGAUAUCUUCCUACUACCUUUGUUCGUUCAGUUUCUACUUUCGUUCCAUUAAAUUCUGUGCACCAUUUGCAGAAUUUCAUAAUGUUUAUUUACCACUCCACUUCUCUCCAUCUACAUCUUUUGGGCAGACCAUUGCAGCAUCAAGACGUUCAGAAUUCUCAAAGAUGUUUCUGCUCGUCUGAAAUAUUCAUGGCCUCCAUUUCUCAUUAUAUAGUCUGUUAAAAUCUGUUUAAAUGCAAUGCCAGUAAAUCAGCGGGAUUAGGUUUCAUAUUUCAAACAAUAAGACGUUUAGAGACGAAGUAACUAAAAUCUUCUGUAUCUUUUAUGCUUCCACGAUUAUUUUCAACUAAGCAACCCGUUCAUUGGAUUUUGUUGAUAGAUUUCAUUACCUUAUUUAAAUCUCAGUGCCAAAAUCUUGCUGCAAUUCUUAUAUUCUAAGAAUCCGCCCCAAAAGGUGCUGCCAUCAAAGAACUAAAUGAUUGAGAAAUGUGUUGCUCCUAAGCCCAAAGCUGGCUGAGGCAUGUUUGUCUAUCUUAUAAUUGUACAAAAACAUCUGGAGGUGCAACAUUCUUGAUUUGCUUUCAUUCGUGAUAGGAUUCAAGUUUUUAAGGUUGUUUUCUGGAAUGCGCAUGAUCCCGUACCUGUUAUCUAUUCCAAAGGAAAGGAAAUCAUCAAGUGCAUUUUAAGGCUGCUCUCAAAAAUUGUGUGUACUCCAUGUCAAUUUUGGGAGUAUUUUGUAUUGCAACGGAUGCGACAAGGCCUGAUAUUGACUGGCGCGAAUUCCCACUUUAAACAUGGUUUAUCUUUUUUCUAUGAUACUUAUGUGAACUUGCAUUGUUGUCUUCAUUGCUGAUCUGAACGUCUGGUAAAAAAUGCUGAUUGUAUGCAUCUUUUUGGGGCAAUUCAUGCCUUGCCAGGUGCAUGGCUUUUCUGUCUUUAAUAUGCAACUGUUUAUCUUCUACAGUUGAAGGAGAUGGCUGAAAGGCUGCCUGGAGGAGUGGGGAGAAAUGGCAAACCACCUUCUGUUGCAUCUUUCAGCGCUGGCUUGAGCGAUACUGCUUCUGUAGCCAUGGAUCAAACGGAUAUUCCAAACACUAUUUUUCGCGAAUCAGAUUCAAAUUCUUCCAGAAUUCAGGUUCCAAACGGGUCAGACUCUACAGGAAACAGGAAUAGAUUAGAUUAUUCAGAAAGCACUAGAAAUGGAACCAAAAAUGUGGACGAUGAUCCCAAUCCCACUACCGAAUGGGUUGAACAAGAUGAACCUGGCGUGUACAUUACCCUUAUUUCACUACCUGGGGGGACCAAAGAUCUCAAGAGAGUUCGCUUCAGGUAAGUAUCAAGAAAACUUCACCAUUUUAUCUGCAAUGUUGGCGCAGAAUUUGUUUCUUUCAGUGCUUCAUAUUAGUAGAUAUUCGCAUUGAAUAAUCUCAUUCUUAAGUAAUUUUUUUAUGCAACUGUAAAAUGAAUAAUUUGAAAAAAACCAGUUAUAAUAUCAGAGAUCACUUGAGAAUUUAAUCAAUUAUUGAGAAUAAUCUCUGUUGCGAUGGUUACUCUGUCAAGAUAGAAGACCUUUGAAGUACUACAGCCAGGUUCAUCAUGUCCUGCUCCUAGGAGAUUACAAACCUCAAGCCUUCUUGGGAAAAUAUAAAUCAACUAUCUAGCUGAUAAAAGUUGUAUCAAUUUCCAUUUCGAUCAUUUGUGAAAGUACUUCGUAAGAGUUUGUCAUUAUUGGCUUUCCUAUAAGAGAGAAUACUGGAAAAAGUAUAAAUCCAUUGAAAAGAUCAAUUGGCCGGCUGAAUCUCGUUUAUCAGCUUUCAAACCUUGUUGAUCAUAUGCUUCAACUAGACUGAGUCUAGUUGGACCAAUCUUGUGGGACGGAGCAUAUGCACGUGGCGGGGCUCACAGCCUUAUGACAGCAAUCCAACUGGCGUAAGUCAAUGCAAACACAGUGGUAGCCUCAGAUAAAUCGAGGUUGACUAAUAAAGGGGAGCGUGCUUGCAAAGAUAGGCAAGUAGGCAACAGCUUCCAUUGUACAGAUAUGAUACUGUGAUUCGCAGACCAUGGAUGAAUAUGAUUUUCUCAUUUUCCAAUACUUACUAAAAAUUGCAUUCAUAACUCAUUGGCAUGUCAGAAUUCCGUAAUGAUGUUUUAUCCAAUAAUAAACUGAAUUAAAUAGAAAUGAUUUAAUGACUACUUGCCUUCAUGUUUCUCAUUCAUUCGGUGAAAAGUGAUGAAUUCAAUCAUGUUUGGGAAGCCACAUCCUACCCACAGAGAUCUGACCCAACAAAGAGGGUUUAUUUCCAUAUUAUCGUUUUAUUAAAAUAGGUCAUUCUUUGAUUCUUUUUCUCCUUUUACGGGUCACGAAACCUUGUGAAAAAUGAUACCUUUUAUAGAAUUAUAACCGAUGUUCUUCAAUGCAGAGCAUCCACGAUAUAUUGCUAUGUCGGGGACUGCUCACUCUGACUUGGCCUCCAAUGUCUUCUGGGUGCAGUCGGAAGCGGUUCAGCGAGAAACAGGCCGAGCAGUGGUGGGCUGAGAACCGAGCGAGAGUUUACGAGCAGUAUAAUGUCCGCAUGGUCGAGAGAUCAAGCGUGGGCAUGGGAAAUGACGAGCCCCUCCAUUGA
Spirodela intermedia is the source of this 8328-nucleotide messenger RNA. The record is from the annotation of a GenBank genome assembly. Lineage: Eukaryota; Viridiplantae; Streptophyta; Magnoliopsida; Alismatales; Araceae.